AUGAGCUUAGUUGUGUACACAAUUUCGUCGCUAGAGUUAAAGAUCACUGGACAAGGACUGAACGCUGACAAACUCCGUGAUCUUCUUCUCAAUUGCUACGCUCAUGCUGAGGCCUCGUCCAACUCAAUUCGCUCAAAGGACUCGAUAAGUCUGGACGAGAAACGUGAAAUCCAACGACAACAUGCAAUGGACCCUCUACCUGAAGGCUACAUGUUUGACGGCACCAACUAUUUCGACUUCUUCGGCGGUCGGUAUGAGUUCCACCCCUGUAUCGCUCAAUUCAUUGAGGAGUACAUCACGGCAGUGAAUGAGGACAGGAAGGCGACAAACCUGAAGGCCUUAGAAGAGCGCGAGUCCCAGCAGUCUUUCGUCAAGCAGCUUGUGUAG
Messenger RNA from Phytophthora nicotianae INRA-310, 387 nucleotides. RefSeq lists its product as hypothetical. NCBI's taxonomy places the organism in Eukaryota, Oomycota, Peronosporomycetes, Peronosporales, Peronosporaceae. The record is from RefSeq and is a predicted model, not a curated record. Bases 1 to 387 code for a protein of 128 amino acids. The transcript has 3 exons.